AUGGCGGGGUCGCUCGACGACGACGACGACGACGCGACGCCGAUAUUCGCGCUAGAGACGCGCGUCCGCGACGCCGCGAAGGGCGCCGGGCGCGUGACGUGCGCGGACGCCUCGGACGGCGUCGUCGUCGUCGGCACGGACGCGGGCGCGUGCGUCGUGCACGACCUGACGAAGAAUGCGAAGAGCGCGUCCUCGUCCUGGACCGUGGACUGCGACCCGUCCUCCUCCGAGCUUCGACGCGCGGCGGCGAACGCGGAGACGUCGUCCUCCGGUCGCGGUCGCGUCGUCGUGACGCGCGUGUUCGUGUCCCCGAACGCGGCGCACGCGCUCGCGUGCGUCGCGCGCGGCGGCGGCGGCGACGACGACGACGACGACGCGGACGUCGAGAUCGUCCACUUCCAACCGUCGCGAAAGCCGACGCGCGGCGCGCCGCUGGCGUCGUUGCGAGGCAAGCGCGUCACCGCGGUGGCGUGGAGCGCGUCUCGGUGCGACGACGUCUUCGCGAGGGACGUCCUGCUCGGCACGCGCGACGGGUCGCUGUUCGAGCUGACCGUCGACGCCGCGGACGCGUCGAGGCGAGAUCGCAGCGCGCGGCGGAUCUUCGCGGUCGAGGACGAGGACGAAGACGAGGGAUCGGGGUCGACGCGCGCGUCGAUCGUGGGGUUGCACGCGACGCGCGACGCGAGCGGUGCGCACGCGGUGCUCGUCGCGACGCGGAACGCGCUCCGGCGGUUCGCCGGCGGCGCGACGCUGGAGGCGACGCUCAACGGCGGCGGCGGCGGCGGCGCGCGGCUGGCGUCGCGUCGUCGAGACGGGUCCGGAUCCGGCGCUGAGGCGGUGGACUGCUUCCUCGCGUGCGGGGUCGACGCGUUACCCCCCGCGAGGCUCGUGCCCGCGUUCAAACCGUUCGUCGGGCCGGGUCGAACCCCGGGGUUGACCGAGAAGGAAGACGCGGAGAGAAAGGCGGAGGCGACGCGGUACUUACAGAGCGUCGCGUCGCCGUCCGUCGGCGGCGGCGGCGGCGCGGGGCCGCCCCGGUGCGAGGACCGGACCGUGCACGACUGCCUGCUCAGACUGCUCGUCGACGGCCACGAGCGCGAUGGAUCGAAAGCGCUGAUGCGGUACGUCGCCGGCGUCGGCGUCGGCGCGAACGGCGACGCGCUGUUCGAUAAAGAGCUCGCCGCUCGUCUGUGCGAAGAGUUUGGCGCGUUCAGAGCGGCGAUUCACGUGCACUGCGACGGCGCGGACCACGGCUCCGCGCUCGCGCUCGCGCUCGAGGCGGGCGACCUCGCGACCGCGAAGCUCGUCGCCGCGAAAGCCGCGGAGAUGUAUCAUCUCGGCGGCGGCGACGACGACGACGACGAAGGGAGGAGAGGUGCGGACGACGGACUCGACGAGAACGGCGAGGACGCCGCUGCGGCGGCGCGCCGCCGCGGCAAAUCGCUCUGGCUUCGAAUCGUCGACGCGGAGAUUAGUAAAGCCGGGGGCGACGUCGACGCCGCCGUCGCGCGCGCGCUCGCGCUCGUGCACGACGCGGAGGGCGUCCUGACCGUCGAGGACGUCCUCCGCGUGCUCCCGGACUUUGACGCGAUCGACGUCGCGAAGCCCUUCGUCCUCGCGGAACUGAAAACCCGCGCCGGGGACAUCGAGCGGUCGCGCGCGCGCGUCGACGCCGCGGAGGCGACGACGCGGGAGACGACGAAGGCGAUCGACGCCAUGCGCGCGCGGACGAUACGGCUGCCGGCGCGGACGCCGUGCGCGAAGUGCGGACGGCCGAUCUCGCAGCUUCCGUGGAGCUUUUCGUUUUUCGCGCCAAACGGCGUCGACCCCGACGAGGUCGCGGAGGGGUCGCCGCUGUCGCAGUAUUACGUCUUUCCGUGCGGGAUGGGGUUCCACAGCACGUGUCUCGUCGAGGCUGCGCUGCCGUGGAUGCUUCCGGACGUUCGCGCGCGGUGUUUGGAGCUCAUGAGCGUCGUGCGACGGGUCCCGUUGACGCGCGAGUUGAAGCGGCUGCGGAAGACGUUUCGAGAGACGGGCGUCCUCGCGGUCGGGCGAGGCGCGAACACCGCGGCGCUGUCGGACGACGAUAAAACGUACGCGGUGCAACGGUUAGAGGAUAUAUUGUGCUGCGAGUGCCCGAUGUGCGGAGACAUGAUGCUGCGGAAAGUCGAGGCCGCGAGCGCUGGCGAAUAGUAAGUAGUCUGAGU
Messenger RNA from Micromonas pusilla CCMP1545, 2207 nucleotides. RefSeq lists its product as uncharacterized. The transcript has 2 exons. Gene Ontology annotation, biological process: endosome organization; vacuole organization; organelle fusion. Gene Ontology annotation, cellular component: endosome; HOPS complex. Bases 1 to 2193 code for a protein of 730 amino acids. NCBI's taxonomy places the organism in Eukaryota, Viridiplantae, Chlorophyta, Mamiellophyceae, Mamiellales, Mamiellaceae. Gene Ontology annotation, molecular function: protein-macromolecule adaptor activity. The record is from RefSeq and is a predicted model, not a curated record.